Funneliformis geosporum is the source of this 371-nucleotide messenger RNA. Lineage: Eukaryota; Fungi; Glomeromycota; Glomeromycetes; Glomerales; Glomeraceae. The record is from the annotation of a GenBank genome assembly.
UAAUGAUCCCGCUGCACAUGCUCAUGAUAUCUUGACCUAUUACGACGCGGUGGAACUUGUCAAAAAGUACGUUGAUGAACAUCCGAAUACCGUUUUGAUCUCAAUUAGUGACCAUGAAUGUGGUGGAUUUUCUCUUGCUCGUGAUCCAGAAUAUUUAUGGUAUCCCGAACUAGUAUCCCGAGUAAAAAGCUCAUCAUUUGUCCUCUCGGAAAAGUUAACCCAGUAUUGGGAUAAUGAUCGUGAAAAAUAUGUCAGGAAUAAUAUAAUAAUAAAUGGAUUAGGAAUUGACAAUGCUACAGAAAACGAGAUCAGCUGGUUAUAUGGUAAUCAUACUCAAUUAGAAUAUGAAUAUUAUUUAAGCAACCUAACAA